AUGGCACCGGCUGAGGAUGCGCCGGCAUCGCUGCUGAGCCUCCCAUGGGAGAUUCGCAGCGUCAUCCUCCUCGACGUGCUGACGCGGUCCCACCGGCGAGGCGAACCUGUCUUUGACAACAAGUUUAUGCGGCAACGCGUUCACUUGGGGAACUGCUUCGACGAGAGGAACCCAAAGGAGACCAACAUCUACAUCGAGAAGCCCGGGACCUGGCCGCUGGCUCGGUCCGCCAGGGCCUUGCAGGCAACAUGCCGGCAGCUGCGCGACGAUGUCACGCUUCUAAUCAACCAGACGUUAAAGACGGGCAAAACAAAGGCUCCUUUUAUUCUUGACUUCAUGAUUGAAAGACGUAGGCGUGUUCCCCACACGAAGCGUAUACUCAGCCUGCGCGUGAAUCUACGCAUCAUACGACCCGACCCAAAGGCAGUGCCCCGCGAAUGGAUUAAAUUGGCGCGGUACCCAGAAAAUCUUCCUCGCCGUUGGGGUGAGCUCAAGACGUCCACCUUUUGGAGCUUCUAUGCCGCUCUGGCCUUGAUCUCACUUAGCCGCCUCCGGUAUAAGCCAGCGGACGAUGAGACAAAAGGCAUCGAGUCUGCAGCGGCACCGACAAACAAGCACAGGAUCAGCGUGGUGGAUGCCUACCUAACACCGAUGGAGGCGACGCCGUACGUCGUGGACAGGUUGCAUCUCGACUUUAAGCCGACCGAGUACCGACCAGACGGAGAGCCUAUUGUUCCCAGCAUGGAAGACGAGUCAAGAAACGGCCCCUUCUACAAGGAGGGGUAUGUGCAGUUCGGCCACGAAGUGUUCCAUGAGGAGUCUGGUUAUUCCGAUGGUUUCGAAACGUACGAGCUUAACUUGGAAGAAAAAGCGGCAGGGCGGGUCGCAAGCGGCCAACUACUAAAACACGUCUGGGAGUGCAUUGGGAGAAUCAGCGACUACAAAGACGAAGAAGACGAACUGGCAUUGAGCCAGUACGCGCUGGCGAACAACGUAGGCGAGGUGACGUUCUCUCCACCCCGUGGGCUUCCGCCAGUUGUGGAUGCCGCGCACAUGAUGUCCAUGAAUACAGACACUUGGAUUUCAUCUUACGAGAGUGAAGGCGACUGGCGGACCAUGAACAUCUCCAAGGCAAUUGCGAACGAAGAAGCGAGGGAGGACCCAGCUCAGGGCUACUUGGCCCUGUUGCGUCUGGCCAAGCGGAGAAGAGCCCUAGGCUGGCAGGCUCAGUUUGACAAGGCCCGGGAGGAGUACGAAGCGUUGGCAAGAGUCGAGAGGGAAAAGGGUAACAAACAGCCGAGUGGCUGUGGAGCCUCCCUCACAGAACAGAAGCCUGGAUUCGGUACCUAA
Messenger RNA from Cordyceps militaris CM01, 1350 nucleotides. RefSeq lists its product as uncharacterized. The transcript has 3 exons. The record is from RefSeq and is a predicted model, not a curated record. Lineage: Eukaryota; Fungi; Ascomycota; Sordariomycetes; Hypocreales; Cordycipitaceae. Bases 1 to 1350 code for a protein of 449 amino acids.